AUGACAAACCCCAUUUCACUUUGCACACUACAAACCGGUCCCCAAGGGCAGGUGUGGCUGCAGGUGUGGCUGCAGGUGUGGCUGCAGGUGUGGCUGCAGGGCCUGACCCUGGGCCUGACCCUGACCCUGGGCCUGACCCUGACCCUGGGCCUGACCCUGACCCUGGGCCUGACCCUGACCCUGGGCCUGACCCUGACCCUGGGCCUGACCCUGACCCUGGGCCUGACCCUGACCCUGGGCCUGACCCUGACCCUGGGCCUGACCCUGACCCUGGGCCUGACUCUGGGCCUGACCCUGGCACAUGCAGACUUUUUGCUUCGUCCUUCUAUGUACCUGUAA
This is a messenger RNA of Knipowitschia caucasica, 339 nucleotides long. NCBI's taxonomy places the organism in Eukaryota, Metazoa, Chordata, Actinopteri, Gobiiformes, Gobiidae. The record is from the annotation of a GenBank genome assembly.